Molecule: messenger RNA, 2429 nt
Organism: Chara braunii
Lineage: Eukaryota; Viridiplantae; Streptophyta; Charophyceae; Charales; Characeae
Source: the annotation of a GenBank genome assembly
UCGUAUUGCCCCUACCUCGUGCUCCCUUCUUCCUCCUCUCAGUGUGGGUAAUUGUUAACCAUGUCGAGCUUUCCGGUGAAAGGAGGAUGACGAGAGGUGGGGUGAGUCCCCUAAUUACCAUCAUUGGUUGUAGCGGAAGCGGGGAGGAGGUGGCCUGACCCAUCGUUGCCCGUAACUACGGAUUCGCAGCGAGCGAGGCACGGAGAUGAUCAACGCAGCUGAUACGCUGCAGUGCGGGUGGGCAGCAUCGUGGGCUGCAUCUGUGCGGACAUGGCCUGAGAAGGAGGGGGAGGAGGAGGAGGAAGAGGAGGAGAGGGAGGGGGUGGAGGAGGAGGAGGAGGAGGAGGGGGAGUGGAGGAGGAAGACGGGGGAGGAGGGGGAGGUGGGGGGGAGCCUCCGGGUGACGUGGACGGGCACUAGCGAGCAUCCCACGUGGAUCGAGAAUCCGGAGCUGCUGAUCAUACAGGCUUGGAGGACUAACGUGGAAGGAGAUCUUCUUGGGUUUCUCUUCGGAUUGGUACAGCCGGGUCGACGCCACCKGAUUGCGCAGGAGCUUAUCGCACCGAUSUGGCAACUCGCGAACGACCUCUCGCCCGRCAUCUAUUUUCAGAGUGACGACAGUCCUGCUCCGUACAUUUUCGAGCGAUCAUUGGACCCGUACCUUCAGUGGACUGCGUGCUUGGAGGAACCUAGGGAGGAGGAUACGCUACCAUCGCGGCAGGAGUACCUGAAGCCGUACGAGAUCAUCCCUCAAGCCUUCUAUCCGAGGGCAGAGGAAGUAGUGAUCGAYGACGACAAAGAAGAAGACGAAGACGAAGAAACAUCGGAGGAGGGAAGCUAUAGURAGCACAGCGAGGGCGAACUGAGCGAAGGAGAAGAGGAGGAAGAGAAAACUGGAUCCGAGUGGGAAGCCUUGCCGGAGGAAGCGACGCGUACAGGAACGGAGGCAGACGAUCCGGAAGCGGCGCAAAAACGCGAAGAAAUUGUCACCGGGAAGCGCCAACUGGAGUUCGCCAGCCAAACUAGCCUGCGCAUCAGCAAUGACCCGAUCAGGGAUCCAGAGCCGCCGAAGCCCGAAGAUGGCAACCCUGCAGCCGCCACCUCAAGUACCGUGCGACGGAGCCGGAGACGAUCCCCCUCCUCCCCCAGCCCCACCCGUCCCCCGGUUUGCCCACGUACCGAUGCGGGCGAUAGGCCUUCCCUCUACUACCGAAGAUUUAUCAAGGGUUUCGCGGCGAUUGAGGGACCCUUCACAAAUCUGUUGCGCAAGGAUCAGUCGUUGAUCUGGACGCCGGAAUGCGAUCAAGCGUUUUCCACACUCAAGGUCGCUCGCAUUUUGGGUCCGGUCCUUAUAAGACCGGAUCCCGAAAAACCUUUUAUUCUCAUCACUGACAGGCAGCCAGAGGCGAUUUCGGCGAUCCUUGCCCAGGUGGGACCAAGCGGACUCGAGAGUGUGGUGGAGUAUGUGUCCAAAUCAGUGCCCGCUUUCAAGCGCAACUACGCCGCUCCAACGGGUGAAUGCUAUGCGGCUCUCGGGGGAAUCAGUCACUUUCGUGCUUACCUGUACGGGCGAAGAUUCACCUUGGUAACUGAUCAUGAGCCCCUGUUGGCUCUGAAGAAGUCGAAGGAUUACUCGGGCAUGAUCGGGCGAUGGGCAACGGUGCUGCAGAGCAUGGACUUUCACAUUCGUCAUCAUAAGCACGAGAGACACGGGAAUGCAGACGGACUGACACGGCUACACCAGCCAGAGAAAGUUUCGAAGAAUGAGGAGGUGAUUCCGUGGAACGAACCUAAACAGGAGGUUGGACCCCAGUACGGCCAAGUGGAGAUUUUGUCGAAGCAGGACGAGGAUACGCUACCAUCGCGGCAGGAGUACCUUAAGCCAUACGAUAUCAUCCCUCACGCCUUCUAUCCGAGGGCAGAGAAAGUGGUGAUCGACGACGACGAAGAAACAUCGGAAGAGGGAAGCUAUAGUGAACAUAGCGAGGGCGAGCUGAGCGAAGGAGAAGAGGAGGAAGAGGAAACCGGGUCCGAGUGGGAAGCCUUGCCGGAGGAAGCGACGCGUACAGGAACGGAGGCAAACGAUCCGGAAGCGGCGCGAAAGCGCGAAGAAAUUGCCACUGGGAAGCGCCAGCUGAAGUUCGUCAGCCAAGCUAGCCUGCGCAUCGGCAACGAUCCGACCAGGGAUCCAGAAUCGCCGAAGCCCGAAGAUGGCGACCUUGCAGCCGCCACCUCAAGUACCGCGCGAUGGAGACGGAGUCGAUCCCCCUCCUCCCCCAGCCCCACCCGUCCCCCAGUUCGCCCACGUACCGAUGCGGGUGAUAGGCCUUCGUCCUCGAACGCUGUCCCGCCGACCCCUUGAUUUCCUCACCCUCGAGCAGAUCCGUACCCCCGUCACCUUCCCCUCCCAUCCUUUCCAUCCCCAUCUC